GAGAGAGAGAGCAGAGCCGGCCACCAGCUGAGACAGCCUGUUGAUCCAAGAGACCCUCACACAGUCCAGCUUCUCAGGCGACCACCAUGUCUGCUCAGGAUGAAGGCAGCCGGGAUCACCCCAAACCCAAGGGCAAGGUGAGGGAGGGGAGAGAGGGAUCCAUCCUUGCUGAGCCUUGAGAAGACCCUGAGCAGUUUGUUGGGGUCCCUCCCUGGCUUCAGUUCUGCCCGGAACCUAGUGGCCAAUACCCACAGCUCAGCAAGAGAAACCCAGCCAACCACCAACCCUAUGGGUGCUCCUGCCACAGAGGCUGUCCAGCCCCAGGCUGAUGUGGCCACCAACCUGGAGCAGACAGCCAGGGGGAUGGAGAAACUGCUACAGCCUUCAGAAAAGAUGGUGUCAGGGGCCAAAGACUUGGUAUGCUCUACAAUGACCAAGAGCAAAGAUACCAUCUCUUCCGGGCUGGCCAACAUGGUGGACACAGCUAAGGGAAUGGUCCAGGGAGGGCUGGACACCACCCGAUCUACACUCACAGGCACCAAGGAGGCAGUGUCCAGUGGGGUCACAGGGGCAGUGGGCAUGGCCAAAGGGGUCAUCGAAGGGGGUCUGGACACCUCAAAGGCUGUCAUCACUGGAACCAAGGACACAAUGACCACUGGGGUCAUGGGUGCAGUGAACUUGGCCAAAGGAACUGUCCAGACUGGUGUGGACACCACCAAGAAUGUGCUGACCAGCACAAAGAACACUGUCUGCAGUGGGGUGAACAGUGCCAUGAACAUUGCCAAGGGAGCCGUCCAGGGAGGCCUGGACACCACCAAGUCUGUGGUCAUGGGUACGAAAGACACUGUGUCCACUGGGGCAAUGGGGGCAGCGAAUGUGGCCAAAGGAACCGUCCAGACUGGUCUGAACACCACCAAGACUGUGCUGACCGGCACCAAGGACACUGUCUGUACUGGAGUGACUGGUGCUGUGAGUGUGGCCAAAGGGGCUGUCCAGGGGAGUCUAGACACCUCCAAGACUGUGCUGACUGGCACCAAAGAUACAGUGACCACUGGGCUCACUGGGGCAGUGAAUGUGGCCAAAGGAACUGUCCAGACUGGCCUGGAUACCGCUAAGACUGUCCUGACUGGUACCAAGAACACUCUCACCAGUGGAGUGACUGGUGCUGUGAAUGUGGCCAAGGGAGCUGUCCAGGGGGGUCUGGACACCACCAAGUCUGUGGCCAUGGGUACGAAAGACACUAUGUCCACUGGGGUCAUGGGUGCAGUGAAUUUGGCCAAAGGGACUGUCCAGACUGGCCUGAAUACCAGUAAGACUGUGUUGACUGGCACCAAGGACACUGUCUGCACUGGAGUGACCAGUGCCAUGAGUGCAGCCAAAGGGACUAUCCAGACUGGCCUAGAUGCCAGUAAGACUGUGUUGAGUGGCACCAAAGACACAGUGUCUACUGGGGUUAUAGGGGCAGUGAAUGUGGCCAAAGGAACCACAAGGACUGGCAUGGACACCACCAAAACUGUCCUAACUGGCACCAAGAAUACCAUCUGUAGUGGAAUGUCCAGUGCUGUGAAUGUGGCCAAAGAGGCUGUUCAAGGGGGCCUGGACACCACCAAGACUAUGGCCAUGGGUACAAAAGACACAGUGACCACUGGGAUCACUGGGGCAGUGAACUUAUCCAAAGGGACUGUCCAGACUGCUGUGGAAACUACCAAGACUGCACUGACUGGUACCAAAGACACCAUCUGCAGUGGGAUGACUGGCACUGUGAAUGUGGCCAAAGGGGCUGUCCAAACUGGCAUGGACACCACCAAGACCAUGCUGACCAGCACCAAAGACACAAUGUCCACUGGGCUCAGUGGGGCAGGCAGUGUGGCCAUAGGGGCUGUCCACACUGGUCUUGGUACUCUCCAAAACUUGUUACCUCGUACCCAAGACACUAUCUGGGGUGAAAUCACCAGUUGCAGGACCACAGACAAAGGCAAGGAACAGACCAUCUUGAGCCCCCCAAAAGCCCUGACCACUGGGGUUUCCAGUCCCCCAGACUCUCUCUCUGCAGGCCUGGAGUUUGCCCAGGAACCCGCAGCCACCACCAGGCACCUUGUGUGUGAUGAGGCCCUGUUUCCCCAAGAGGCAGCCCUGGUCAGCGAGGAUGUGGGGCACCUGGCAGCCAUGUGUGGCCCUGAAGGAAUCCUGGGCUUUGCGGCUUUGCAGGAUGAAUUGGAGGGGAUGGGGGAGAUCUUCCACCCAAUGAGCGCUGCAGAGCAAGCUCAACUGGCUGCCUCUGAGCCAGGGCCAAAGGUGCUCUUCGCGGACCAGGGAAGCUACUUUGUCCGUUUAGGAGACCUGACCCCUGGCUUCCGCCAGCGAGGUUUUGAACAUGCCAUGAGCCACCUGCAGCACGGCCAGUUCCAAGCCAGGGAUGCUUUGGCCCAACUGGAGGGUUGCUUCACACUGAUUGAAAAGGCCAAGCAGACUCUGGAUGGGGAGCUGUGUCUAGACCAGGGCUUAAGCACCAGUGUGGAGGACACCAAUAGCCAGGAGGUACGCCUGGUCGAGCUGAGGCCCUCCUGUCCCCUUGAUGAUCCCUCCUCCCACCCCUCACCUAGUGCCUUCCUCCCACAGGAGCAGGACACAGGGGUUCUGGCCAGGGUCUGUGGCCUUGCCCAACAGCUACAUACAGCCUAUAGUGGCCUGGCCUGUGGCCUCCAGGGCCUGCCUGCUGAGCUCCAGGGGCGGAUUGGGCAGGCACGGCACAGCCUCUGCAACCUCUAUGGCAUUGUGUCAUCCACUGGCUCCAUGGAGGAGCUGCCAGCAGCACAGCUGGCCCAAAGCUUUGAGCGUGUGCGUCAGGCAUGGCAGGGGCUGGAGGAGCUUUUGGAGAGCCUGCAGCACAGCCCUCCACUCGGCUGGCUGGUAGGGCCCUUUGCUUCACCCCCUGCCAGACAGUAGCUAUAGCUACAGGCUGGGUACAGGGGUCUCCCUGCCCUGUCUGAGGAACUAACUCCGAACCUUCUCCCCAGUCCCAAACCCAGCUCAAGCUCAGCUCCCCAAAGCCCUGGACCUUGGGGGCUAGAGCUGGUCUUGUGCUGAGCCUUCACUCUCCAAACUCCUCACGCCUGCCACCUCUCCUCAAGCAUUGCUGGCUCCUCUCCUGACCUGGGAGCCUGGGGUCACUAAGAUCACACACCAGUGACCUUCCCUGAACCAUCUUGAGCGAGCACUGUGAUUACCAAAGUGAAGCAAAAAUGUGCCAGGCCUAGAAGUCUCCCCAUUUACCCCACUUUAGGAAAC
Otolemur garnettii (small-eared galago) is the source of this 3288-nucleotide messenger RNA. RefSeq names its product perilipin 4 (gene PLIN4). Lineage: Eukaryota; Metazoa; Chordata; Mammalia; Primates; Galagidae. The transcript has 8 exons. The coding region runs from base 289 to 2946 and encodes 885 amino acids. The record is from RefSeq and is a predicted model, not a curated record. Gene Ontology annotation, cellular component: plasma membrane.